UGGAGCUGUGACUUAAGUGAUAGAGCACCAGCCCCACAUCCCAUAAAUCAGACAACAUGAUAGGAUUGGAGUCUGUAGCUAAUCUAAUGGCAGUGCCAUACAGUGUGCCUGCACUCACAAUGGUGUAUCUUGUGGCCUAUUACAACAAUAAUCUUCCAGCCUACACUGCCAUGAAGUCCUCAAAGACAAAGCAGACAUACCUACCCUUGAGGAGUUUAUGAUCUAACAGAGUGACCUGGAUCAAGAGCUAGAGGUACAACACAAUAAAUGGAUCAGAGAAAGGGAGCUAUUCUGAGUGGAGCAAAAGCCACCCAUGAAAAGGCAGAGUUGGGACUAGAUUUGGGAGAAGGAUUUGAGUAGAAAACGUGAAGAGCAGAGGAAGCGUUCCAGGAAAGGGACAGCUGGGGCCAUGGGUCACAGCGCUCUCCCUGUCCCCACCUCAAAGGAACACUGCCAGUGCCACUGAGCUCUGGGGCCCUCCUUCAUGCAUCCAUGAAAAGCAAGCUCGUUUUUCUGUCAUAUGUAAAGUUCUUUCCAGCCUUCAAGGCGCCCUGACUCUUAAGGCUUCUCCUGCACUGUGGUGUCAUUGUCUUUUUACCUGCCUCAUCUGCUCUGCUCCCUGGAAAGCCUUGGCUCUCUUUACAGUCGUCACUGGAACUCUUGAAAGGCCAGGUCUCAGGAGAUCCGCUUCAGAGGCCUGCAUGGACUGAGGCAGUCUGGAGAGACACCCCAGGGUGAGGCUGGGGUGACGAAUGUUGAAGAGAAGACACCAAGGGAACUUAAACUUUGCUAAGUGAUAAAACACAGCCAGAGAGAGUACCACAUGCAACUAGAAGCCAUUUGUGUCAAGGUGACAACUGGUGACACGAAAGGUCAUGAAAGGCCAAUGCCACCACUUGCCACCAUCCAGCCCAAAGCAGCAAGACAGAGCCAGCUGCCACCUGCGACCAACCCCAGCCUGGUGGGGCUCUGUGUGGUCAGCCCUCAGCUGCUCAGGGUGCAGCCCCUUGGGAGGACUGGGUCACCCCCGAGCCUCCCCCGAAGCCCACCUCAGCCUCCUGCUUGUCGGGUGUUUGUACAGAGGCCACUGCCCGCCCUCCAACCGCUCCCGACCAGGGGGGCCCCGGCUCUGAGUGGGCAGGCCACCACCCUGAGCCCCUGGGCCGCCGCUGGCCAGCCCCCAGCGACGCCCGCCUUGUCCAGCUUGCCUGCAAAACAUACCGGGAAACUGAAAAGGUCUCUCAAAGUGAAAACACGCUCUGGACGGAUAUCUCGCCCUCCCAAAUUCAAAGCCAGAGAUUACAAAUUCAUCAAAAGAGAGGGCUUGGCAGAUGGGCACCCGUCGGAUUCCGAUGACUACUCGGAACUGAGUGUGGAAGAGGAGGAAGAGCAGAAGGAGCCGUGGGCGCUCUUCCACCUUGAGAGCUGUGCGCUGCGGCCCAGGGCCUUCAAGUGCCAGACCUGUGAAAAGUCAUACAUAGGAAAGGGAGGCCUGGCCCGGCAUCUCAAGCUUAAUCCCAGCCACAGCCCGCUGAAGCCCGAGAAGUCCCUCACUGAGAAAGCUAAUGGGAGCCUGACCCAGGAGUGCGUGGAGGCAGGGGGCAGAGGCUUGGUCUCCCCAGAGUGGAGGGCACCAGCUGCUCUCAAUAAGGAAGGAGCAGAUGCGGCAGUGGGUGGCCUGCAGAAUGGUCAGUCUGUGGAAGUGGAAGACACAAGAGUGCCUGAACCAGAAAAUGGGAGUCAGUUAGCUCUCUUGGGAUCAGAGGACCAAGGACGGAGACAUGGAGGCUCAGAGACCCUGACAGAGCGCAGUAGAGCCAUCCGCCAGCGGGGAAGAGCAGCCGCGCUGCGCCAACGCCCUGCGGUGGCUGCCAGGCUGCGCGCCCAGCUGGAAGAGUCUCUCCAACAGUGUGGCCGUGAGGAUCUGGUGGAAUUGGUGCUGCCUCGGCUGGCUCAAGUCGUAACUGUGUAUGAAUUUCUUCUGAUGAAGGUUGAGAAGAGUCAUCUAGCAAAGCCUUUUUUCCCAGCCAUCUAUAAGGAAUUUGAAGAGUUGCAUAACCUGGUUAAGAAAACAUGUCAAGACUACCUCAGCAGUGCGGGUCCGUAUCCGCGGGAGCCCCUGGAGAUCAGCAAUGACAAGGUUGCUGAGUCAUUAGGAAUCACAGAAGAAUUUCUGCAGCAGAAAGAAAUACACCCAGACUGUACUGCACGGAAGCAUGUUAGCGCGGAGAUGCACGUGGACAAGCUAGAGGGAGCCGGCAGACAGAAGAGGGAGUGUGAGGCUGCAGGCGAGGGGCUGGCCACAGAGAAGAGGCCCCGAAGACUAGUGGGGCCAUCAGACAGCCCUGAGCCUCUUGUGGUGGACAGCAGAGACCUAGAGGAGUCCAGGCCCUUGUGUGUCACAGCUGCCUGUGAGGGUUUUCCGCCCCCUGUUGGCGGGCGGGCCCCUCUGCUCCGGGCCGGAAGCCUGGGGACGAUGGUCUCCGAUGGUGAUGGAGGCGCAUUACUUGCGAGCCAGAAGCUGGUGGCAGCUGCGUUGGCUGACUUGGAAUGGAUAAGUGGGUGUGCAGGGCCUGCACUCCGGUGUCGGUGUGUCACUGAGCCUGCUCAUUGCACGCAGGUAGAAGAGCUGGGGAGUUCACCCUCAGCCCCGGAGGCAGUGCUCCCUGAAGAGAAAGCCCUCGCACACGCUGCAGACCUGCACACUGCAGACAGCCAGAGGCGCCCAGCCGGGCAUGGCACCAUGGCAGCGAGAGCAGGAGGGGAGCCUGCGCUUGGCACGGAGGCGGUGAACCUUGGCCAGUUGAGUGGCUCCCACCUGGAUGGCCAGCAGGCCUGCCCCAGCCACGUCCUGCUUGUGGAUGCCACGGGCCCUCUGCUCGACAAUGUUUCACCCAUGGACAUGGCCCCAGAAGAUGCUGCCUCCAGCACUGGGCCUGAGCCAGAGCCUCGGCCUGGCCUGGACAGACUUUUGUCAGCUACAGGGAGCACGGGAAGCCACGCUCGGGGAGCCAGCCAGCUCUCCUGUGCGGGGGCACGUGUGGGUCCGGGGGAGUUGGAGAGUAAGGUGGCUGUAGGGGACACCCAGGCUUUCACGGUGACCAGCAGGUGCCAGGAAGGACAAGAGAACAUUCUUACUGAGACCCCUGAUGGACGUGUCUUGUCCCAUCUAGGUACCCUCAUGUCUCAGGAGGAUGUGGUCAUAGUGACUGACACAGAGGGGUCCCCGGUCUUGAAGGUGGGCCUGCCAGAAAGGGGUUCAUCUUGGAACUUCAGGGACACUUCUCACUGUGGAAACAGAGACUCUCAGUGACAAGCAAUCAGAAUCUCAGUCUUAGAUCUGCAUAUGAUUUAUCAGAGAAGACCUAUAUAAGGCAGGGCAUAUUUUUCUAAUGUGACUACUGACACAAAUGAGCCUUUUAUUUAUAAAGAAUAAUACCUAUCUACUCUGUUUUUCAGAAGAACUCAUUACAAUCAUGGCAAUA
Dipodomys spectabilis (banner-tailed kangaroo rat) is the source of this 3485-nucleotide messenger RNA. RefSeq names its product zinc finger protein 839 (gene Znf839). The record is from RefSeq and is a predicted model, not a curated record. The coding region runs from base 824 to 3313 and encodes 829 amino acids. NCBI's taxonomy places the organism in Eukaryota, Metazoa, Chordata, Mammalia, Rodentia, Heteromyidae. The transcript has 8 exons.